AUGACCACACUCUGCGCCGCUAUGGAGUGGCGAGAUUGGGAUACCAUCCUGUUGGCGCGCGUCGACGACUCCUGGUGUUACGUGAAGGGUCACCACCGCAUGUGUGCGAUGUUCGCUCUACUGUACACCUUCUGGAAAACGCAACAAGACCUGCCCUUUUGGCUCGUCGAGAUGGCGACAGCUGUGAAAGUGGAGAAUGCCGGUCAUCGAAGCCGCCAGGAGUGUUGUGGCGUAGUUGUCUUUCACUCGCUGUUUUCCGGCGGGGGAGGGAGAGAGAGAGAGAGAGAGAGAGAGAGAGAGAGAGAGAGAGAGAGAGAGAGAGAGAGAGAGAGAGAAAAAAAAUGUAUAUAA
Symbiodinium natans is the source of this 351-nucleotide messenger RNA. The record is from the annotation of a GenBank genome assembly. NCBI's taxonomy places the organism in Eukaryota, Dinophyceae, Suessiales, Symbiodiniaceae.